GGCAUCUGUCCUCUGGAAUAGCGACACCUGGACAAUUGAGUUGCCCCAAUCCUGGCUUUGAAGACUUGAGUUUUUCCUCAGGUUAGGGAGAGUGUGCCACUGUGGGGAAUUUGUAUUUAUACGUGUGGUAUUUUCAUUCCUGGAUACACUUUCUUCUGGUUUGGAUUGUUUUUAACUGUAUACCUUUUUAUGAGUGGGAUGGCCUAUAGCUUUGAUUUGUAAGUAAAUAAAUAAAUAAUCAAGGAGCGUAUAUUUGUUCAUGAGGAAUUAUGAGGUAUGGGGAAUGAGGGGAAACUCUCAUUUUAUAGAAGAGAUAAAUACUUUGUGGGUGCUUGUUUCUUUUGCAGGAACACUAAAUGAAAGAAGUCGUCUUUGUCUGGUAAGAUGAGGGAGAAGUUGGUGAUAGAGCUGCCAGGGGGAUAAAAAGGGUGCUUCCAUCCCAGUCUAUGGAAAGAGCUGCUUGGUUGAGAGUUUUGGGUAAAGAGAUAGAGAAAAGAAGAAGGUACAUUGAGAAAAAUAUAAAUAAGUGCUCAACUAGUGAUUUUUGGGAAUUCCCAGAGAGUCCAGUUAGAGGCCACAAUGGAUUUCUGCUCCAUUCAUGGAUACUGCUAGACCUAAUCAGAUUUUGGCCAAAUAAGUGAGUAAGUUAAUAUUAUCCAGGGCAAAGCUGAAGUCAUAGAUAGACACACUUUGCUUUUAUUUUGUUUUGUUUUACUCCCUAUCAGCGCUGUGCUCCAAACCUAUUUGUUGAACUGGAGUGCAAAGGGAUAUUUCCAGGGCAGCAGCAUGGACCUUCUUGAAAGCAAGAUGACUGGCCAGCAAUUGUCUGCUUCAGAGCAACUCAAGUGGGUGCAAACAUUUGCCCCGGAAACAGCAUGUUGCAAGAUGCAGUAAAGCUUUAUACACUUAGCAAGGAAGGGACUGUUCUUCAGGCUGGGUCCUACGGACUUUCUACACUGCCAUGCUACUAUAUCCUAGGACAUACAAUCAAGAUGAAACAGAUUUGGUGAAUUAAGCAGAUCCCCUGAUUAUAAUGGCUCACAGAACUGUGUGGUACUGGAAAGUAUAAGUAUACUCCAAAGAUCUGCUGGACUUGAAUGUUGGCAAACGAUAUGGCUAGUGGCUGCUUGCACACCACCAUCUCUCUUGAUUCUCUCUGACUACUUUCUGGGGACCCAGAAUAGGAUGGGUGAUGGACUUGUAAAGGGAGGUGCUAAUCUCCAUGGAGCCUUCUGUUCUUCCCACCCCGUGGGUACGGAAUCCUGCCAGGAUCAGGAGGCUGCUUCAGGCAUCCCAAAGUUCUAUGCUUCUCAAUUCUAGCCUAGACACCAAGCCCAGAGAUGUGGCCUCCAAGUCUGUGGGUCUCUUCUUCAUGCUUUUGAUUGAUUUGACAGCUAUUGUGGGCAAUGUAGCCAUUAUGACGGUCAUUGUCAAAACCCCAGCACUGAGGAAGUUUGUCUUUGUGUUCCACCUCUGCUUGGUGGAUCUUUUGGCUGCUAUUACUCUAAUGCCUCUAGCCAUGCUGUCCAGCUCAACUUUCUUUGAUGGCACAGCCUUUGAGGAUGCCAUAUGUCAUGCCUAUCUCUUCCUGAGUAUUUGCUUCAUCACCAUGUGUAUCCUUUCAAUCUCAGCUAUUAAUGUAGAGCGCUACUACUAUGUGGUGCACCCCAUGCGCUAUGAGGUCAAAAUGACUGUAAGCCUGGUGGUCUGUGUCCUGGUUGGGGUUUGGAUCAAGGCAGUAGUUAUGUCCAUCAUCCCCAUCCUGGGAUGGCUUUCCCAAGACCAUAUCAAUAGAUCCCUAGCCUACAAUGGACAGACCUGCUCCUUGCAGUGGAGCCAAAGUGCCUACUGCAAGUUUUUUGUGAUUUUCUUUGCUGUUUUCUACUUCCUCCUGCCGGUUUCCAUUAUUUUGGUGGUCUACUGUAAUAUGUUUAAAGUGGCCCGAGUAGCUGCCAUGCACCAUGGUCCACUCCCCACUUGGAUGGAUACCCCACGGCAACGAUCAGAAUCUCUUAGUAGUAGGUCCACAAUGGUGACUAGUUCAGGAGCCCCUCGAACUACCCCUCAGAGGACGUCUGGGGGUGGGAAGGCCGUCAUCAUCCUCCUAGCAGUGGGGGGACAAUUUCUCUUCUGCUGGUUGCCCUAUUUCUCCUUCCAUCUCUACUCGGUGCUGAGCUCCCAUUUUCCUGGCCAGCAGACGGAGAAUGUGGUCACUUGGAUUGGUUAUUUUUGCUUCACAUCCAACCCUUUCUUCUAUGGAUGCCUCAACCGACAGAUCAGAGGAGAGCUCAGCAAGCACCUCACCUGUUUCUUCAAGCAACCACCAGAGGAGGAUCUCAGGUUACCCAGCAGAGAAGGCUCCAUUGAGGAGAACUUCUUGCAGUUCCUGCAAGGAACAGAUUGCCACGCUGAGGCCAGAAAUGCUCUUACCCAGCCUAGCCCCAAAAGGGACCAAGCUACCAUUGAUUUCCGGAUCCCAGGACAAAUUGCAGAAGAGACCUCAGAAUUCCUGGAGCAUCACAUGAACAGUGAUAUCACCGCCUCUGAUAACUACAUCAGAGCAGCAUGCUCACCGAAGCCUGAGCUGUAGCUAGGUUUCUUCUUCUUCUUUUUUUGCACUUGACAAUCUUGAUUUAUUGAUGUGUGAAAUGCAGAAUAUAGCAGCUGAGGAAGAAUGUGUACGUUUGUAUAUGGGGGAGUAUUUAAUAAAUACACCAUGGCAAUUGGAACCCUUUCUCUCCAACGUGCUGCUCAAGUAAACCCACACACAGACAAUCAGCUGCUAUUAGUAUCCAGUUAAUUUCAUUUAGUUUUGACUUAUACAGGAUGGUAAUUGCUCACCCGCCCCAUCAACUCAUUCUUAACCUUUGUAGUUGGAAACAUCUCUAUU
This is a messenger RNA of Thamnophis sirtalis, 2890 nucleotides long. RefSeq names its product G protein-coupled receptor 61 (gene GPR61). The record is from RefSeq and is a predicted model, not a curated record. Gene Ontology annotation, molecular function: G protein-coupled receptor activity. NCBI's taxonomy places the organism in Eukaryota, Metazoa, Chordata, Lepidosauria, Squamata, Natricidae. Gene Ontology annotation, biological process: G protein-coupled receptor signaling pathway. Gene Ontology annotation, cellular component: signaling receptor complex; endosome; plasma membrane.